Messenger RNA from Cotesia congregata, 7313 nucleotides. The record is from the annotation of a GenBank genome assembly. NCBI's taxonomy places the organism in Eukaryota, Metazoa, Arthropoda, Insecta, Hymenoptera, Braconidae.
AGAAGAGUUUUGGGAACAUAUGUCAACAAGGGCAAAGCCGUAAGUUGCAAGAUGUCGGAUUUAGGUACAGACAAUCCAGCAUUCAGCAACGCAGAUGAAUGCUUGGAUUCCAAUACAAGCAAGAACCUCGAAAAUAGUCACACCGAAAGUGUUCAACAGGAACACAAGGAUAAGUCAUCGGUUAUCAGUAACGGAAAUUCUUUUGUGUCCCAACACUACGUUGAACCAAGCCAGAAUAACUCCGAUGUCCAAUACAAGACUGAAACGAGGAUCGAAGUGCCUGGAGAAGAAGAAAAGACUUCAAAUACUGUUAAAACCAAUGGAGUUAAUGGAAAUAGUAAUAACAACGAUGUAAGCUUUCUUAACACAAGUGUUACAAGUGCUCAAAUAAAUGGUAAGAUUUUUUACAUUUUUGAAAGUUUUUUUUUAUAUGGUAAGAAGGAGCAAAUUGAGGCCGUGAAUUUGGAGCUGGUAUCGAUGAAACCUUAUACAGGAAACAAUUUGCAGACUAAGGGUCAGGAAGCUUGCGAAUUACCAAGUGAUCCUUAUGAAGAAUAUUUCGUGCCUGUUAACGAACAUCGGAAGUAUAUCAGCAGCAGUCCAAGCGCAGAGGUCGAGACAACCGUGGCUGGUGUCCGAUUUGAUUUGGGACCGGGUGUCGGCCGCGAGGGACUUAGCCUUCGAGAUCCAACCGCUGGACUUGUCGACUACUCCCAUUGGCUCAAUGCCUUAAGAGGCGAAAAACUUUACGUUACUAAGGAUAAAAGAACAAAAAGUUCUUAUUGGCGACGAAUAGUUUGUUGGACUUUUGGACUAACGGUACUAGCGCUCGCGUUAAUAAUAGCUAUUUUAGCAGCAACUGGCGUAAUUUUAACACAAGAAGCAACGCAACCACUGGAUAAUGAUCAUCAGCGGUCACUGGAUAAUGUUAAUACUGCAGGAAGUAAAGAGUUUAUAAAGAACCCACCAGCUAGUCCUUCACCGGAAACAUCAACUUUCCCACCAUGGCAAACGACUGAUGAGAGUAUGUUAAAGACAGUACCUGAAGCGGUUGAGGGAAGUAUCUGGCUAGAUAAUCUUAUUUGGAAUGAUGACCUGAUGAAUGCCAAGUCGAGAGUUUAUCGAAGUACUGCUAUGGAGAUUGAAAACAGUUUAAGAGAUAUGAUACUUCCGGUUGGCUCGAUAACUGUUGUCAAAGUUUACAACAUUACUAGUAGUGGCCAAGUAAUGUUUAGAAUUGGUUACCCGCCGACACCAACUCCAGAGAUGCUUCAAGAAAGUAUUGAAAAAAGGUUAAGAGAAAACAGUAACAUGAUUGGAAAGUAUCAUCUAAGAAAACUUAAUGUCAAACGUUUGAUUGAUGAGUGUCAAUAUGGUUACUUAAAUUGUUCUCGAGUUUGUAAAUUUGAUUACAUUCAUGCUGUAUUUAAUUGUGAGGACGAUUACUUGAGUGACGUCAGUUUUGAUGCGGAUGAGCCCAAUUCAAUGUCGAACGAUGAUAUAGUUCAAGGUCGAGGGCGUAUUCCCGAUCAUCCAUUUGAGGCUGAAGAUCAUGAUUACUGGAUGGAUCAUCAUCAUCAUGAACACGAAGGAUUAGUUACAGAGCCAAAAAUUAAUCCGAUGAAUGAACCUCAAUUUGGAUCUACAGCUGAGUUAGAGACAGAUUCAAAAUCACAUUUUGAACCUGUAGCUGAACCUGCUCCUGAGCCUACGGCAGAACCAACGUCGAAAUCAACAGUAGAGUCGGAAAUUUCAGGAGAACCUUUCCCUGAGCCUGAACCCAAAUCGGUAGUUUCUGAAUCUUCUGUAGUAUCGGAGUCAGAACGAGAACCAAUUGCUGAGCCUAGUCCAGAACCGGUUGCUGAGCCAACUCCAGAACCGAUUGCUGAACCUACUCCAGAACCAAUUGCUGAGCCAACUCCAGAACCAAGUGCUGAGCCUAGUCUAGAACCAAUCGCUGAGCCAACUCCAGAACCAAGUGCUGAGCCUAGUCUAGAACCAAUCGCUGAGCCAACUCCAGAAUCAAGUGCUGAGCCUAGUCCAGAACCAAUCGCUGAGCCAAAUCCAGAACCAAUCGCUGAGCCAACUCCAGAACCAAGUGCUGAGCCAACUCCAGAACCAAGUGCUGAGCCUAGUCUAGAGCCAACUCCAGAACCAAGUGCUGAGCCAACUCCAGAACCAAAUGAUGAGCCAACUUCAGAACCAAGUGCUGAGCCUAGUUUAGAACCAAUCGCUGAACCCACUCCAGAACCAAGUGCUGAGCCAACUCCAGAACCCAGUGCGAAGUCUAGUCUAGAACUAAUCGCUGAACCCACUCCAGAACCAAGUGCUGAGCCAACUCCAGAACCCAGUGCGAAGUCUAGUCUAGAACUAAUCGCUGAACCCACUCCAGAACCAAGUGCUGAGCCAACUCCAGAAUCCAGUGCUAAGCCUAGUCCAGAAACAAUCACUGAACCUACUCCAGAACCAGUUCUUGAACCUAGUCCCGAACCAAUUGCUGAGCCAACUCCAGAACCAAUUGCUGAGCCGACUCCAGAACCAAUUGCUGAGCCGACUCCAGAACAAGCUGUUAAACCAACGGCAAAACCUGAAGCUAUCACUAAAUCGACUGCAGAAUCUCAACCGGAAACCGAGCCUGUUGCUGAACCUACCACAGAACCUGAGCCUAUUGCUGAGCAUAAACUUACUCUUGAUAAAUCUACAGAAGGACCCAAAGAUUCUGAACUCGAUUUCUCAAAAGUAAUCCCUGUAGAACCUGAACAAAUGGCAAAAUCGCAAUUAGAAAGCGAAAUUCUUUCUAAACAUCCAUCUGAGAUAAAAUCCGAGACUAGUUCAACACCUGUGAAUAAAUUCGAAAAAUUUGACUCUGAAGUUUCAAGAGAGCCUAACUUUGAAAUGGAAUUAUCUUCAAAGCUUACACUAAAACCUGAUGUUUUUGAAGAUUUAACUACCAUAGAACCACUUCCAGUUAUACCUUUGUCGCCGAUAACAGAUGAUAACUCGUUAUUAGAUAAUUCAAAAGAAAUUCAUGAAAUGUUGCCUACUGCAAUACCUGAAAUAAGUGACCAUCAUCGCCUUAUUGAUGAAAAAUCGUCCGAAAGUAUAAAGCCAGUUGAACUUGAAAAUGAAGACAGCACUAUGAAUUCUCCAGUAAAUUCUUCCUCAAAGGAAACUGAAUCAUCAACAAUUAUAGUAGAAAACUCAACAACCGAAGUGAAUACUCCCGAAACUCCUCAUAUGGAUUUCAUUAUAACUACUCCCGAGACAAAAAUUCACGAGUCGAAUGAUUCUAAUACUGUAAAUCAGGUUCCUGACUCAGGAUUACCAGGUAUGCCCGAUAGUAUAAUUAAAAAUGAAAAUUCAUUAAAUGAUUCAGUAAAUAACUCAAUGCCAUUAUCUAAUGAUACAACGAUGACCCUGCAAUUAAUUCCCGAACGAAUAGAUCCUUAUCUACUCAUUAAGCAAACUCUAGAAGCGGCUAAAUCAAAUGAACGAUUGAAUAGUUCAAUUAUUUCUUCAAAUAUUCCAUCGUCGGUAAUGCAGAAUGAAACAUCUGAAAAUUCAUCUGUAGGAUCUACAGUGACAUAUGAGAAAACUCACGAAGGAAUGUCACCUUUUUUACCAGAAAUAAUUUAUGAAAAAGACACAACUAAAAAGGCUCCUCGACUAGAUAAAGACGAACAACACUAUCCAAAUCCAUUUGAACCGAAUGUCGAGGACGUAAUCAUGCAUAAUCUUGACUCUAAAACUGACACGUUAAUAACAUUAAAUCAUGACGUAAACGGAACUCAGUUUACAGACUUAGUCAACAAAAUAAAUGAAUCCCACGGUGCUCAACAGACUGAAACGAGUCACAAAGAGGAUGCUAGUACAGUUGACAUGAUGACCACUAUGACAACUACAUUAUUGAAUACACAGACAAACUUAGCGAUGACUAAGGAGCCAGUCGUUGAUACCGAAGACCUUGAGGUACGACACUUCGAUGGUAUGAUUACGGGUGAAGUUAUGAAUGACAUGCACGUUGAGCAAGGUAAUGAUUCUAAUGCUAAUGAUGAUAGAUUACACGAGAACAUUGAAAAAGUUGCCGACGAUCCUGUGAAUAUUACGGCAAUGCUACAGGAAAGAGAACAAUCAGAUGAUCCGAUGAUAAAUAGUCAAUUAACAACUUUUGACGAUAGAAAAUCUGUUCCGUUAAUUGAAAAAGAUGAUGAUAAAUCGGACUUACAUAAUAAAUUUGAAGAAAAUGCGGUUGAAGAUCAGUAUAAUGACAUUAUUGAAGAGCGCAUUUCAAAAAAAAUUGAGAGUAGUGGGUUAAAGUCAUCGAAGAAAAAUUUAUUACCCGUAGAGCCUAAAAUGAAGUCAACUACAGCGAAAAACAGCGAAACUACCGUAACAAUCGACAAUACAACUUUAGAAUCAAUCAGUGAUGUAGAUAGUGCGAAGCCACUUUUAAAAGUAACAACUGAAGAGACGGUGAAAGAUAAAAUAGACGAUAGUAGUAAAUUUACAACUGAGACUCCAAUAAUGCCUGUAGAAAUUCAACAAGAUAUUUCAACGACAGAGAUAACUGAGAAAGUAGAAUCGACAAUGAUGAGCAAUUUAGAUAAUAUUGUUACUAACGUACCAGAAACAACUACACCAAUGUCAUUGAUAGAGUCAAAAAUGAGUACUAAUCAAACGCCAAUUAUGCCGAGCGAGUUUAUGACCACGGAAAUUAGUACAUCUGAAAAGAUGCCACAGACUCCUGAUUCAACAUCAGAAUCUACGGAAUCAACAACUGAAAGUAUGCAACAAGGCAAAGAUAUAACAACUGAAGCUCCGAAAGUUUCUACUGUUGGUUUUGAUAACAUAAAACCUGUUUCUGAAUUGAUUUUUGAUGACCCAGAACCAGAAAUGUAUGAUCACUCGAAAUUUUUCACAACUACCGAACCAGCGUUGAUGGAUCACACAUUAAUGGAUCAAUUAGUGCCUGAAGAUCUUUCGGAAGAAUUAUUGAAAAUAAUUCCACUAGAUGCUGAUGACGUAACGGAAAAAACAUCAACGGAAACUACUAAAGUGCCAGAAAUGCAAGUGACGGAUACUACAGAUAUUUCAAUGUCGACAGUCGAACAAGAUAUGUCAUCUGUUCCAAGACUGAAAAUUGUUGAAAUAACUUCCGUUUCUCAACCACCUCAGAUGCAGAAUCAUAGUUCGAUUAUAAACGCCACAACAGUUUCUCAAACUCAGCAAACCGAACAAAUGAACUCUCGCAUGAAUAAUCUUCCAAGCUCUCAUUCAACUCCGGAUGUGAUUCCUGUUCACGAAGCGAUCGAAGAUGAUGAAGAAAAUCCGAUGAUUAUUCCUUUCAGUAGGAUGAAAAAUAUUCAACCUUUGCUUAACGCAACAACGGAAGUUAAAGAAGAAAAAGAAGAUGAACAAAACAAAGAAACUACAAUCCAUAAUAUUGUAUCUAGCACAGUUGCAACAACCCAAACCUCUAGUCCAGAUGAAAAAUCAACAUCGAUGUUUAAAUUUUCAAAAUGUCACAUUGGACAAUUUCAAUGUGUUAACGGAACAUCGCGAGACGGAGCUUAUUGUGUGAACUUAUCAUCGAAAUGUGACUCUGAAAACGACUGUUCUGAUGGUUCUGAUGAAUUAAACUGUGAAGAUGAAGGUUGUCCGGGUAACUUCCAAUGCAAAAGCGGCCAAUGUCUUGGUAGACAUCUUGUUUGCAAUGGAAUUGUUGAUUGUGAUGACCGCAGUGAUGAAGAUAAUUGCGAAGAAUGGGCUUGUCACUCUGACGAAUUCAAGUGUCCAAAUGGAAGAUGUAUUCCAGACCUCUGGCGCUGCAAUGGCCGACCAGAUUGUGAAAAUCACAGAGAUGAAUAUUCAUGCUCAAAGAGUUGUGGCAAUGAUGAGUAUUUGUGCCCAAGUGAAAACUGGUGCAUUCCACAAACAUGGCGUUGCAAUGGUGUAUCAGAGUGUGCGAAUGGCGAGGACGAAAAGCUUUGUGACUGUUCACUAGACCAAUUCAAGUGUCAGACUGGUGGCUGCGUUACUUUGGACCAGGUCUGCGAUGGGAUUGAACACUGUCCAGAUCGAUCAGAUGAGUGGAAUUGUUUACUAGCUAAUACGACAAAUUUGACUCAAAAAAAUUCAGACGAUGAUGAACGACUAGUACCUACUGGACAAUCUAUGCUGUUGAAAAUUAAAAAGUUUGACAACAAACACUACCCGAUUUGCGCAGAUAAUUGGACCAAGAAUCACAGCGAUUUAUAUUGUAGAUUGCUUGGAUACUUUGGUUCUGAAACGACAGAAAGUGUUGAACAAAAUGACUUUGUUAAGAUAUUGCGUUUGAAAGAAGUCAAAGAGAGUCAUUACCAAGAUACGACUAAUUUGAUAGCUGAGUUGGAGUUAUCAGAUAAUUGUCCAUCCAAACAAUUCGUUAAAGUUUCCUGCCAAGAAUUCUCUUGUGGAUCUCUAGAUAAUGAAGGUCCGACAGCUCGAUUAGUCGGUGGGACACCAGCUGGUGAAGGACAGUGGUCCAGUGUUGCGCUAUUAAAAGAAAUUAAAAGUGGUACUGCGUGUACCGCAAGUGUAUUAGGGCCGAUGCAUGCAUUAGCCAGUUAUUCUUGCAUUCACAAACAUAGACAAAGUAACAACUGGGAAAUUUACACUGGUCGUGAUCUUCAAAAGUCUACUCAAGUGAAAAAUAUUAUUCCGUACCCACAAGUUAAAUAUAAUCAAUUUUUAUACAACGAUGACAUUGCUUUGAUUCAACUUGAAGAACCACUUGUAUUUUCAAGAAAUGUAUCUGCUGUAUGUUUGCCUAAUCAGCAGUUCCAGCCUCGAGCUUUAUGUGUCACUGCCGGUUGGGGAUUCCCAUUGAAUGGAGAAAUAAAUUUGAAACUUAAAUUUUUACCAAUACCGAUUUACAAUUCUGAAGAAUGUAAUGCAACUAGUCAUUAUGCUGGAUUUAUUACUAAAAGUAAUAUUUGCGCAGGAUUCACUGGUGCUGACAAGGGAACUUGUUAUAAUGACGAAGGCGCGCCAUUGAUGUGUGCAAGCGAAACCGGUCGUUGGGAAUUACAAGGUUUACUUAGCCAUCAUAGCAGAUGCUCAAGAGAUCACCCAGCUAUAUACUCGAGUCUUAGCCCAGCAAUCUCUUGGUUGCAGCAUUCAAUUCCUGCUCUGCAGAAUCGAAUUUAAUAAUUAGAUUUUUUAUACUUGAAAAAAAAAAAAAAAAUUAGAAAAACGGUUCACCCUAAAGGUCAUCCCUGCAACUUCCCGCUCAUUUUGUAUUUAAACGCUUCAAACUACACAUUACGUUUUUG